Hemiscyllium ocellatum (epaulette shark) is the source of this 2745-nucleotide messenger RNA. Its product is annotated as polycomb complex protein BMI-1-like. The transcript is spliced from 20 exons. The record is from RefSeq and is a predicted model, not a curated record. Gene Ontology annotation, cellular component: PRC1 complex. Gene Ontology annotation, biological process: negative regulation of transcription by RNA polymerase II. NCBI's taxonomy places the organism in Eukaryota, Metazoa, Chordata, Chondrichthyes, Orectolobiformes, Hemiscylliidae. Bases 44 to 1807 code for a protein of 587 amino acids. Gene Ontology annotation, molecular function: promoter-specific chromatin binding.
GAGCUCUAUCACGUGGUUCUGUGUCGAAGGUCAGUGCAGCACAAUGGAGCUGCCAGAGUACGUCCUAAAAGGGUUGCAAUUGCUGGCCGAUCCCAGCCACUUCUCCAACAAAACAUUCCGCAUUUUGGUAGAAGCAGCUUUUGAGAGCCUCAUAAACCCACAAACAGACGGAGCAGUAUUUGACCAUGUAGAGCUGGGAAAUUUGGACUUGACUUUGCUGAAACAAUGCCAUGUAGCCAUCGCAACGUGUGUAUUGGAGGCAGGAAAACAAAACGCCGACAAGCCGACUAUAAGCUCGGUACUUGAAGACUGUAGAUUUGGAGCAGAAAGGAUAGACAUAUUUUGCACAGCAUACCAGAAGAACAAAGAUAAAGUAGAAAUCUUACUAGGAGGCAUAGGAAGAUUUCCUUCUCAUAUCACUGAUGCCUCUUGGCGCCUGGAGUAUCACAUUCGGAAUAACCAUCUUCACAAAGUCAAUCAACCGGCAUACUUAUUAACCUUAAAUGUUGAGAACGGGCAUUCCAGGAAACCUCACGACGUUACUUUUCACUGUACCAUGGAGCAGUUGCAGGAUCUUUUGGGAAAGUUGAAGGACGCGGCUAAAAGCAUGGAAAAGGCGAGUCAGAUCUUUAUUAUGGGGUCCCCGGUGCUCGACAGCGAGAGCCGUCUAAAAGCAAGCACGGCCAUGCUUGAGUGCCGCAAUCCCGGCGUGCACUAUCAAAGUGAACCUCUCUGGUGGAACCGCCGCGACCCAUUAGUCGCCCUGGGAAAGGAGAACAGGCGACUGCAGAAGGAAAUCCUUUCAGGACGCGGCCAUUUUAGUCAGAAAAUGCACCGAACAACACGUAUCAAAAUAACUGAACUGAACCCUCAUUUGAUGUGUGUGUUGUGUGGAGGAUACUUCAUAGAUGCAACAACCAUCAUUGAGUGCCUACAUUCAUUUUGCAAGACCUGCAUCGUCCGUUACUUGGAAACCAGCAAGUACUGUCCCAUUUGCGACGUGCAAGUUCACAAAACUAGGCCCCUUCUUAACAUUAGGUCAGAUAAGACGUUACAAGAUAUUGUGUAUAAAUUAGUUCCUGGCCUCUUCAAAGAUGAAAUGAAACGUAGAAGGGACUUCUAUGCUGCUCAUCCUUCUGCUGAUGCAGCAAAUGGCUCUAAUGAAGACAGGGGUGAAGUUACAGAAGAAGAAAAGAGGAUUAUAACAGAUGAUGAAAUCAUUAGCUUGUCAAUAGAGUUCUAUGAACAAAAUAAGACUGAACGAAAAGAAACUUCAGAAAAAGAGAAAACAAGAGAUGAGAUGAAUGACAAGAGAUAUUUGCGGUGUCCAGCAGCUAUGACUGUGAUGCAUUUAAGAAAAUUUCUUAGGAGUAAAAUGGACAUCCCUCAAGCAUUUCAGAUUGAUGUUAUGUAUGAAGAUGAACCAUUGAAAGAUUAUUACACUCUUAUGGAUAUUGCCUACAUUUAUGCAUGGAGGAGGAAUGGACCACUUCCUCUAAAAUAUCGAGUCCAGCCAACAUGCAAAAGAAUUAAAAUUGGUCAUCAACAAGACCGAUUCAAUAACACCAGUGGAGAGGUUGAAAGUGACUCUGGGAGUGAUAAGGCUAAUAGCCCAACUGCUGCACCAUCCACAUCAUCAUCACUGCCUAGUCCCUCUACUCCAGGGCAGUCUCCACAUCCACACUUUCCUCAUAUAUCUACUACAAUGAAUGGUUCCUCCAAUGCCAAUACUAACCAUCAUAUCCCAUUCAACAGCAACAGACCACGCAAAUCAUCUGUUAAUGGCUCAUCAGCAUCAUCAGGCUGACAGUAUUCACCAAACUGAUGGUACAGCACAUGUAUUCGAAGACCUGUUCAUACCAUGUGAUAAUAUAUAGAUAGAGAAUGCUUAGCAUUGUGAGCAUUGUUAACAUCACUAUUUUGUAGUGACUUGUACAUUUUGGUUCAAAGCAAGAAACAAGAUGUGGCUAUAGCCAGAAUAGCCUUGACAACAUCUUUUGCUCCUCCAAGAUGGUUUUCCAAUUUUUGGGAAUGCAAAAUAGCAAUGGAUCUACAUCACUGCAAAGUGUAUUGCAAAGAUUUAAGGAGAUGUGCAUCAACAGUGUUGGAUUUAAUGACUCAUGAUUCACUGGAGCUGAUAUUCAGUGAAAAAUGAAGGAAGGAAAGCUGGGAAGGCAGUUAUUGUAAAGAUGUAAACGUUGGAAAAUAUUUUGUAUAACUGUUUUAAUUGAAGUUUACUAUAUCUGUAUAUCAACAUACUUUUAAUUUGCUGGUAUUGCAUUGUUAUUGACUGACUGUUCAGAUGAAAUAUAAAUGGCUAGUGAAUUGUCCACAAAGACACCACUUGAAAAGGAAUCAAAGAAAUGAACAUUAGAAAAAGUAUUCUUUUUAGCCAUUUCACUGUGAAAACUGAUUUGACUGUAGAUGUCAGCAUCUAUGGUUGUUAAAUGUUUUCCUGCACCAUUAGUAUAAGAAAAGAUGAAUUCAUCAACUAAAAUAAAAUUGUUUCCAUGAUUUAUCAUUUUAGACCUAAGUGGGUAUUAAGUAUUUGAAUUGACUGCAGAACAACAGUGUCACUAUACAUAAUGAUCUCAUGGACAAGUUAAUAUUUCUAAGAUCAAGCAAUUAAGGAAAUUUCAGAGGUAUGUUAUGUAGGGAUAGAAAUCCAAUAUCCAGUAAAAUGAAAAUAUGGCUAGAUAAGGCAUACACUACCUCUGGGAAUUCAAAUAAUUAUUUUUGAGACAA